AUGCCGAUAAGCGGUUUGGACAGGCUGGAACGCCUGUUCUCUAGGAAGAAGCAUGCGGCAAGCCGACCUUCUGCGGGAGCCGAUAGGACAAAAGGCAACGCCCAUGUGUUGGUUAGCCCAGCUUAUGCGGCACCGGCCGCGUGCAUAGGAAGGGGUUUCCCGCGGCCUUCAUUCAUUUGUCCCAAGGCGAUUAGGAUGAUUCCGAGGGAUGAUUCCGGUCCCAAUUCUCGCCCGUCCACCGCUGGUCGCGGACAGGCCAGGCCCAAUACAGCAUUGUCGACCGUGAGCGAACAGGACGGUGACUUCAACCCAUACGGGCGGUUCCGUUCUGUGGACGCGGCAUUUGCUCCAUCAGCAUCAAGCAUAACUAUUGCGGUCUCCAGAGACGGUAGCAUCUGCGCUUCCAACUCCUGCCCGCCCACCCCGCAGAGGUCAGCGUCUUUGAGAGAGCGGCGAAAGGUGUCCAUUGCAACGCUGCGUGGCAUGCAGCCAAUGCUGUCGCGACUCUCUGCCGCCACGACAACGAGCUCUGACGAGAUCAGCCCAACCACUACGCUCCGGUCGACGUCUCCCGUACUAUAUAGGGCACAAUUGCCUCCACAGAUGAAACUUCAGCUGGGCGAGUUCCAGGACUUGCAGUCUUACUCCUUUCAGUCAACCGCCGACACACCACCGCCUUCGGAUCGUGACGAGAUAGCGUACAUGGACAGGCGGCCGGUGUCGCCGAGCACGGUCAUCUACCACCUUCCAACAGUGCAGUCGUCGGUAUCCACUAUCGCUGGUCAACCAACGCCAGUAUCAUCUCCGAAGAUGCCUGCAACGAGCAUCUCGACACCAACAGCAACAUGGCAGGAGGACGAAGACUACAUGGAGAGGCCGCUCUUGCAGCGUGACUCUGUCUGUUCUGUCGUCCUGGAACAGGCUUCCUCAGGCGCUGAUGUCGAGCCGUCUUUAACAUGGCCGCCAGUAGCACGGCGGAUAAGCCAGAUGGCUCAUCGUCCAGACUCUUUGCGCAUCAACCGGCAGCUCCCGGUUGAGCGCGCGCCGCUGUCUGCUGGCUCGGUGCUCAAGGAGCCGAACCUGGGCGAAUUUCUCUCGCUGAGCGAUGAGGACAUUGCCGAGUCGGAGUCGGCUAUCCAGACAGUGGCAUCUGCAGCAAAGGAAGCAAAGACGGCCAAUAAAGAGCCGGCGACGCCCCUGCAGAGCAGACACAAACCCACGCAGUCAGCAUUGGCAACAUCAGAACCUCAAAGGCCACCCGCUUCGGUUUCGCCGCCCCUUAUUUUGCGAAGCAGAAGGUUUUUCCGCGAGGCGCCGCCGUCGAAGCCACCGUCGUUCCAGGCUCCACCACUGCCUUUGCCUCUGCCCAUCCCGACGAUGGUCCUGGGCGAGAGGGCAGCAAGUCCCAAGUCUCCAAGCGGUGCCCAGACGCCGGCGUGUCAGCUACGCAUGUCAACGGCUGUUGAGAUUGCCCGCAUUGCGUCGCACUACAAGUUUGACCUGGCCUACAUUGCCACCAUCUGGCCGAAGAACAUGGCCAUUCUGGAUGGAGCAAUGGCAAGCACGGCCGAUGGCCAGACACCGUUCCCAAUGUCACCGCCGUCGUCCGUUUCGUCUUCUGGCUUGGCAAAGCGAAUGGCGCGUUCCAACAGCCGAGCCAGCCGGAUGAGUAAUCACAGCAGUUGCAGCAGCGUUCGGACAACGGGCAGCAACGACACGGUGCGAUCAUCAGCCACGGAGAGUGUGGGCCCGGGCAGUCCGGCGCCAAUGGGACCGCAGUCUGGCCUGGAAGCACAGCUCCUGGCAGCGUAUGGGUUAGCGACGGUGAAAGCACCGUACAGUCUGUCGGCUCCGACACACGCACGGAUGCUUAAUACGAAGCGAUGGCUACGCUUCAACGAGUCCAAUGCGCGGGUGAGCGAGUUCUCGAUGGGGUAUGGCUGUGCGUUCUACCAAGGUCAUGUGCCUGUGGUGGCAAACAGCAAGCGACGACACGAGCAGCUUGAGCGGAGGGGCGCAUACUAUCGGCGGCCGUCGGCAGAGGACUGCGACGCUGAUACGGAGCAGGACGACCGGGAAGACUCGGACGGCGACAGCGGUAGUGCCACUCCGCGGCCAACGCGGAUGGCGCACAGCAGUAGCAGCAAACCUAACAACCGUGGCAUCGUCUUCGUGGCAUACCGGCGAAAGGGAACAGGAGAGGAUAUGGCAGCUGGAAGUGGAGGUCCCGAAAAUGAGGACGACAAUUUGGAUGCGCUGUAUGGUGACGUGGAGAAGCUUGUGGGCCGAAUCCUUGACUUUCACACGAUGCAGCAGCGGCAAAAACAGCUGGACAUGCUACGGGCGGUGCCUGGACUGGCGGAUGAUUUUCUGGCAGCAGCUCUGGGCGUGGAGAAAAGGUGUGGCCCAUCACCAACCGAAAGGUUGGCAGCGGAUGUGGCCGUUCAAGCUUGA
Molecule: messenger RNA, 2454 nt
Organism: Grosmannia clavigera kw1407
Lineage: Eukaryota; Fungi; Ascomycota; Sordariomycetes; Ophiostomatales; Ophiostomataceae
Exons: 1
Coding region: 1-2454 (817 amino acids)
Source: RefSeq, a predicted model, not a curated record